AUUCUUAAAGAUUGUUUACAUUUGCACAGUAUGUCAGCUGCCGGGAGGUAAACAAAGGAUUUUGGAGCGCAGAAAAUACCAUAAUAUUUCACGUUUUGACAAGAUGUAAGAAUGUUUCAUGUCAAUGUGGAUUUUUGAGAGCCAAAUAUUCUACCCAAAAAAGCUGAGGGUUCUAGCUUGUUUGUGAAGGAUGGCAUUAGAACUACCAGAUGGCGAGUCAACAAGAGAACUCAUCAAGUGUGUGGUCGUAGGAGAUGGUGGUGUUGGAAAAACAAAGCUCAUUUGUGCACAAGCGCUCGGACAAUCUAUUAAACUUGAACCUAAACGUACACUUCUGCAAUGUGCUCAUGGCUCACACAAACCCUCAGUAUUUGCAAUUGACAAGUAUUACAAGUCUGCUGAGAUUCAAGCAAGAAGCAACAUGAUCAUUGAUGGUGUCCCAGUUGCUUUACGACUAUGGGACACAUUUGGAGACCAUCAAAAGAAUCGAAGAUUUGCAUAUCAGAAUUCUCACGUUGUCGCCCUGUGUUUUGCUGUCAACUGCCCUCAGUCUUUGGAAAGUGUGAAUUACUUCUGGUACAAUGAAAUAAAGAAUUUCUGUCCAAGAACGCCAAUUAUAUUAGUUGGAACUAAGUCGGACUGUAGACAGGGUCAACCACCAGAGGAAAUGAAUCCGUUCAAGCGGACAAAUUUUUCUCAAACCCUCCGAGAAUGCAGUAUUGUCGCGCCUAGAAUGGGUAGACAAAUUGCUCAAGAAAUUGGAGCAUAUUACUAUGAAUGCAGCGUCCUUUCCAUGUCUGGAUUGCAAGAUGUUUUUCACAAUAUCAUCCGGGCAGCACUUUGUAACCAAAGAGCAAAGAGAUUGUUGUCAAAGCAACUAAGAAAAGUGUUACCACCGCAAUUGCAAGUGCCGCAAAAACCCCCACGACCCCAAACCCCAGCGAUUGAGGUCCCACCUUCCACCUACCAAACUGAUUUAACAUCUCUCCUAGAAAGUCAGUUUCAUUACGAUGUGGUUUUUAUUGUUGAGGGCAAACAAAUCAAAGCCCAUAAAGCUAUCCUCACUGCAGCAGCAUGUAAAAUGCCAAACCUUUUUGCCAUGAAAUCAUUGGAUGACGACAAAUGCUUGAUAGAAUCGCAACAUAUUCAUGCGGACAGCCACUCUGUGACAAUCAUCAACACUGAUUCAUCUCUUACCUUUGAUGCACUAAACCAUCUUCUUCAGUUUCUUUAUUCAGGUUCCAUGCUAUCAAACAUCACCCCAGAUAUUCUCGAGGCUGCAAAAUUUUUAAACACAACUAUUGUCAAAUGCAUUGAAAGUGGCGAAGACGUUUCCUCGAACAGUUUCAUCUUGUGGAAGACGAUUGUUGUAGAAAAUAUGCGAAACUUACUCUUUAAGAAACAGCUCGUAUUUGCAGAUAUUUUCUUUGACCUCGAGGACAAUAUUAUUCCUGCACACAAAGCCAUAUUAAUGUCACGUUGCCCCAUGAUGGCCGCGAUGUUUCAAGAAGGUCAUUUUGAAGAAGCAAACAGGCAAAUAGUCAAACUUCCUGACAUGAAUUUGAAAGCUUUUUUAGCGGUGUUGGAAUAUCUUUACACUGACGAAGUAAGCAAGAACUACCAGGACAACAAGGUUGCUGCAAUGGCUGUAGCAAAUUUCUUUUGUCUACCAAGAUUGGUUGCUCUGUAUGAGAAACUGAUUGUCGAAGAGACAGAAACGGAUAUAUUCAAUGUGAAAACUGUUGUUGAAUAUCUUCUCGCCGCCGAGAUGCACAACGCAACACAAUUGAAAGCAUGGACAGAGAAUUACAUCAUUGUCAAUUUUGAGAAAGUCAACGCAGCUGCGUUGAACGAGCUUCCGGCAAACACGGCAAGGAGCCUGGAAUCCAGGAGAUGGCCACCAGUCUGGUAUCUGCUUGAAAAUGAUUGGUACAUAAAGGCUGCAACGAAGGAGAAUAUCAAAGUGCAAAAGAAACGAAAGUAAUAUCAUUUUAGGAAGCUCAGAUGGACUGUCGUCGUUCAUUGAUCAAGUGAAAGAUUGUUCACGCACUAAGAUAACACUUGUUUGUUAGUAGCUGUUCUUCUGAAUUAUUGUAGUUAUAAAGUAUAGUGGAGCAUCUUUACUAGAGUGCUUGUGUGUCAUCAUAAAGAAACAGAAAGUUGACACAAAGUUGAUACUUUGAUAUAAAUAGUCGUUAAUGAAGUUUUGGGAAUUAGACUCUAUAGUGGGUAUGAAAUACCAGGGGAUAUCUGGGGAUAUAUAUGUAUGUGUGAGAAAAUAUUUUUGUACGCAUGUGCAGACUUUCGUCUAAAAAAAUUGCGUAAGUUAAUCGAUUUAUAUUAUUUACUUUAAGUUAGAAAUGGGUGUAUGAACUGGUUGUAUUUAAAAACACAACAUAAAGUGUAAAUA
This is a messenger RNA of Dendronephthya gigantea, 2410 nucleotides long. RefSeq names its product rho-related BTB domain-containing protein 1-like. The record is from RefSeq and is a predicted model, not a curated record. Lineage: Eukaryota; Metazoa; Cnidaria; Anthozoa; Malacalcyonacea; Nephtheidae. The transcript has 4 exons. Gene Ontology annotation, molecular function: protein binding; GTPase activity; GTP binding. The coding region runs from base 191 to 1984 and encodes 597 amino acids. Gene Ontology annotation, biological process: small GTPase-mediated signal transduction.